AUGGAAGAACCAAACGAUCUUCAUCCACUCGAAGUAACAGCACACACGCUUCUUCUGGGUCCGCUAGAUAAUCUCAACGAAAACUUCGAACAGCUCGAUCAAUCGCAGCUCAUUCUUUUGACUCGGCUAAAGAUCAUUGAGGACAGACUUCUCAGCUUCCAACGGGUAGUACUAGAAGACCAAAAUAUUGUAGACGACAAGGAAUUGACCAGCCAUUUCAACCGUGUCAAAGAGCUACGCCGGCUGUUAUUGGCAUCGAUGAAGACUCUCGGAAAGGUUGAGACCAGGAUAGAGAAAAUGAACGAAAAGUUGCAAGAAUCACUACAAUAA
Messenger RNA from Scheffersomyces stipitis CBS 6054, 330 nucleotides. RefSeq lists its product as uncharacterized. The coding region runs from base 1 to 330 and encodes 109 amino acids. NCBI's taxonomy places the organism in Eukaryota, Fungi, Ascomycota, Pichiomycetes, Serinales, Debaryomycetaceae. The record is from RefSeq and is a predicted model, not a curated record. The transcript has a single exon.